This is a messenger RNA of Ostertagia ostertagi, 783 nucleotides long. The record is from the annotation of a GenBank genome assembly. Lineage: Eukaryota; Metazoa; Nematoda; Chromadorea; Rhabditida; Trichostrongylidae.
AUGAGCAGCGAGGAGAUUGCAAAACUAAAGGGGCUCGUAAUGCACCUAAACAACGGCGAUUAUGAGAGAAUGACGGAAACUGAGAUUUUAACUGCAUUAGCCGACGAACGUUUGGACAUUGAAUGCAAAGAAGAAGAACCAUUGAUAAACAACUGGAUAGCGAAAAAUCCGAAAAAUAAUGAACGGAUGAUGCGGCUAAAAUCGGAAAGCCUCAAACGGCGUGGAACCGAUGGUCGACUUGCAGCUGUCGUGCGAGACAGAGUACCACGUGAAAUUGAGGUUGGAGCACAGGUGGUCCGUCAGACAUUGUGGAGGUUAUUCAACCCAAGGGCGCAUACAUGGGUAGUCCCCGAAGCAGCUGUGAGAGAAAUUCCACGGGCAUAUCACGGAGCCGUGUUAUGUGCCGAGAAGAUGAUAAUUUUCGGUGGUUUCAAUGGAAGAGAAUACUUCCAGCAUGCCAAGAUAUUUGAUCUCAAUAAAAAGAGCUGGGAGGCGAUAACGAAUAUGCACGACAGACGGUGUUAUGUGGCUGCUACUCCAUUUGUGGAUCCAAUCGGAACAUAUCAUGUCGUUGCCAUUGGAGGCUACAACGGCCACCGAAGACUCAAUUCCGCUGAGAUCCUUCACAUUGAAAAAAACCAUUGGUACCACUUGCCAUUUAUGGCAAAGCAACGAUCGGAUGCAGGCGCUGUGGUUCUGGCGGGACGACCGACAGUAAUUGGCGGCUUCGAUGGGCGAACGAUACACAACGAUAUCGAGAUGCUGGACUUUGAAACGCAGACA